AGAAAGCUACAAGCCGAAAUUUAAGUGUUGACAAUCAUUCGAAUUUCUUAAAUGUGUGUCUGCCAAUUUUAAAGUUUCAUUUUCUGUAAUUUUUCCUGUUCCAUUAAGCAAAUAUCCCUAAGAAAAUGUUCCAAACAUUCGGAAUUUUUGUUACCAUAAGCCUGAUGGUUUAAUCUUUUUGCUGUCUUAAACUAUAAAAAUAGAUUUUUCCCAAUCACAUAUUUUAUGUUAUGCAAAACAUAGUAACAUGCACAUAUGAGGCAAAAUUGAUUCAAACUCAAACAAAGCUGUUAAGACUGUGGCAUUUGGAACCAGGAAAGUCACAAGAAAAGAUUUCAGAAGAUGCUUUUAAUGAUUAUUUGGAGCAAAAAUACAUUGAAUUAUUUGAAACCAAUAACCAAAAGCUGCAGAAAAAUUGGAAGAUACAUACCAGUGUCCGUAAAAUUUAUGAUAAAGAAUCAAAAACUUACAUCUUUUCAUUGCAUGGUUCAUCACCUGUUCCUGUUAUGUUCUUACCAAAAGAAAAGAAAGACCACUUGUGUAUUUGCCUGCCCUUUGUUGUUUUCCAAAUAUGCUCAGGAUUGAAUGGGUUCAUUUCUAUUGAUUUUUAUGUGACAUCAUCAAAAAAUGUUAGAAGGCGCAUAACAGUCUCUAGUAAACAAAAAACUGAGUCCAUAACAACCUUAUCUGCUCAAUUGCCUCUGCCUGUUGAAAAGGAAGUUAAAUGGUUACACCUCCUAAUUGAUCUGGAGAAUAUAGUGUCAGCUGCGUGGAAAAAUGAUGCAUUUUCAUCUAUUAAUUGUUUACGCAUCGGUGGAUCAUGCAAACUAAAGCGAAUAUUUUCUUUGAGAAGAGACAUGAUAAACAAGAUUUCAGGGCCAAAUAUGAUUUUCUACAGCCGUUUACCACGGCACUUGUUCUUUAGUGAAAAAAUUCCUCAGAGCUAUCUAUAUGUUUCUAUUUGUAACAGUAAUAAUGAUGUUUGCAAAGAUGAAGUUGAAAAAUACAAUGACAGUUGUUCUAUAAGAAGUGCGACAUCUUCUGUUUCAUCGUUUAAGAGUCAUUCCUCCAAGAGCACACCAUCAUACCCAGAAUUGUCAGCGAAAUCAUCCAUGUUCAUGCCAAAAGAAACAGUCAAGAUUAAUCAAAACAUGAUAGCCGAUAAUUAUUUUGCUGCAGAAAUUGAAUCAGAGAAGGAGAUUUCUGGAAAUCAUAGAUUUGCUGCAGAAAAUAACAGCCUUGCAUUGCCUUCACUUCUUUCAAAAUUAUCCUUUCUGGAACAUAUAUCUGAUUCAAAUAAAGAUGAAAUUCCUUAUAUUUAAUAAAAAUGAACUCAAUAUGCAAAUUUGAAAGAAAAUUCAGAAUGUGUUAUAAUAGGAAAACUGUUAGGAAAAGUAUUUUUAUGAGUAACGCUGAGUACCAGUUCAAAGCGUUAUAGUGAUUAUACUUUCGGAAAUUAUUUGAUUUUUUUUAAAUUUUAUUAUUCUAGUCACAAGUUCUUGAUUAAAUUUUUUUGAAUCUAC
Molecule: messenger RNA, 1523 nt
Organism: Parasteatoda tepidariorum (common house spider)
Lineage: Eukaryota; Metazoa; Arthropoda; Arachnida; Araneae; Theridiidae
Product: protein CFAP20DC
Source: RefSeq, a predicted model, not a curated record